AUGACGAAUCUGGAGCUUCUUCAGAAAUCCAGCAAGAAACAAAUCGGGAGCUUUUUCAGGAAUGUCAAGCCUCAGCCCCUAUCCCUGUUCCCAGCCCGAAGCAAGUUGGGGGCCGUUCCCUGUUCCUUAAAUCAUGUUGCACCAAUAAGCCCAUCACGCCAACAGGCCCUGGGGCUUGACUAUCCAUCGAUAAGCCUACAUUGCUAUCUGUCGCAGAGGAAUGAUGCUCUCUUCUCUCGCAUCGCGAGCGGAGGCAACUGUGCGGUGGUGCUCGUGAAUUGUUUCCCUACACCAGAAGCGCAGUACCCGAUCCCCAUCGAAGAAGCCUAUGCAGCGACCAAGUGGAUUGCGGAGAACGAGAAUGCAAUUGGUGUUGAUAUCUCGAAGCUUGCGGUUUGUGGAGACAGCGUGGGUGGCAAUAUGUCCAUUGCUGUGACCAUCAUAUACAAGGAACAAUGCUUGUUCUACCCGAUCACCGACGUAUCGUUCAAUACCAAAUCGUGUAAGGAGUUUCACGAUUGGCCGUGGCUCACUCUUCAAGCCAUGCAGUGGUUCUGGGAUUAGUAUGCAUCGGAUCAAGGUGUAUGGAGGGAGCCAACUGCUUCUCCAUUGAGGGCACCGAUGGAAGUAUUCAAAGGCAUGCCACCGGCUCUCGUUAUAAUUGGUGAGUUUGAUGUGCUGCGAGACGAGGGAGAGAACU
Molecule: messenger RNA, 700 nt
Organism: Physcomitrium patens
Lineage: Eukaryota; Viridiplantae; Streptophyta; Bryopsida; Funariales; Funariaceae
Source: RefSeq, a predicted model, not a curated record